Sinocyclocheilus rhinocerous is the source of this 3948-nucleotide messenger RNA. RefSeq names its product rab-like protein 6. The transcript is spliced from 13 exons. Gene Ontology annotation, cellular component: cytosol; nucleus. The record is from RefSeq and is a predicted model, not a curated record. Bases 437 to 1852 code for a protein of 471 amino acids. Gene Ontology annotation, molecular function: GTP binding. Lineage: Eukaryota; Metazoa; Chordata; Actinopteri; Cypriniformes; Cyprinidae.
ACUUCACAAAUACACAGAGCAACAUUUCAAUGAUUUCAUUAUUCAUAAGCUGUAGGGGAUUUAGUAUGAGCACACUGCACAGCUAGUAACAAAUUUGAGAUGUGGAGCUUUGGAUCCAAGCCCUCAGUUGUUCUAGUAUAUACGACAAUACCACUUAGCAGAAGCUGAUCAGCACUUGAAUGAGGGUCUUGUAAUGCUGGACUGCAGUAGCUGUGUCGUUCUUUGGAAGAGGAUCCAGAGAUGAAUAUAUUCUGAGAUAUUAUGCUGUGCCAAAGCAGGACUCAUUCGCCUCUCAAACUAAUGUAGAAAUGCUUCAUGAGCAUUGCAAGAAAACUGUCCACCCACAGACAAACAACCUGGGGACCUCAUAGAAGCCUAUUUGAGACAAGAAUAUUCAAUAUCUAUUAUAUACACCUAGAGGCAUAGUUUGGUCAAGAUGUUUUCCGCUCUGAAGAAGCUCGUUGGUUCGGAGCCAGCUGGUCAGGUAAAGGACAAGAACAUCCCUGUUGGCCUGCAGUCAAUGAACCAGAGUCUGCAGAGAAGAUUUGCUAAAGGGGUUCAAUACAACAUGAAGAUAGUUAUUCGAGGAGAUAGAAACACUGGAAAAAGCACCCUGUGGCAUCGGCUGCAGGGUAAGAAGUUCCAGGAAGAGUACAUUCCCACUCAGGAGAUCCAGGUCACUAGUAUUCACUGGAAUUACAAAACUACUGAUGAUGUGGUGAAGGUAGAGGUUUGGGAUGUGGUGGAUAAAGGCCAAAAAAUCCCCCUUCCAGAAGGUGUAGGAAAGGGGAAAAAGAGAGGUGAAACCUUGAAGUUGGAGAAUGAACCUCAAGAGCAGACGGAGAGUGAACUGGCCUUGGAUGCUGAGUUUUUGGACGUGUAUAAGAACUGCAAUGGUGUGAUCUUGAUGUUUGACAUCACCAAGCAGUGGACUUAUAAUUACAUUCUGCGGGAGUUGCCGAAGGUACCCACUCAUGUGCCUGUGUGUGUACUCGGAAAUUACCGGGACAUGGGAGAACACAGAGUCAUUUUGCCCGAUGACAUCCGUGACUUCAUUGCUGGCCUUAACAGACCCCUUGGCUCCUCUUACAUCCAUUAUGCAGAAUCUUCCAUGAAGAACGGUUUUGGUUUAAAAUAUCUGCACCGAUUUUUCAACAUUCCGUUCUUACAGCUUCAGAGAGAGACCCUGUUACGACAGCUAGGGACCAAUCAGUUGGACAUUGAUGCCACGCUAGAGGAGCUAACAGUUCAGCAGGAGACAGAAGACCAGAAUUAUGAGAUUUUCCUGGAAACUUCCUCUCGUAGUAAAGGCUACAGCUCUCCCGGCCCUGCUAACGGUCAGAGCCCCUCCUCAGGCUCGCAGUCUCCAGUCGUUCCUCAGAGCGGAUGCUCCACCAGCAGCUCCAGCCCCUGUAGCCCCCAGCAGCCUCCCAUUCCGUCCCAGACCCUGAAGUCUCCAUCCCCCUCUCCGUCCCCUCCUCCUCCCCAAGUGGCUGCGACCUCUCCCUCCCCUUCCCCUGCUCACCCCGGCCCGACGGUCUCUGCUCCAGCUCAGGCUUCUGCCUCUGCUCCUCAAACCCAGAAACGCAGCUUCAUCUCCAGGCUCUUUGGCUCCGCUCCCACCCAGGAUCCUCCAGCAGUCGGUCAGGAUCCAGUCUCUGCAGCGGCUCCGCCUACAGUUCAGAGCGUGGAUGAUUUUGUGCCAGACGAGGGACUAGACAAAAGCUUCUUAGAGGACAGUCUCCCUUCUAACCCAAAACCGGCUAUGAACACCCAGCCCUCUGCUGUGGGCCCUGCAGAUAGUGACAGUGAUGGGGAAGGAAAAAUUUACACUUUUCUUUUGUUGCUUUGAAAUGAGUACAUUUGCAUUCUGGAUUAAAACAAGAUUGAUAGUUCGUUUUAAAACGGAAUAAAAAUUCACAAACUAAACUAAAAUGGCACAUGAUGACCACAAGCAAGACUGGUGAACUAGUACUGGCGCUUCAUCCCAGUCUAACUUGUGCACUAAUGCAUUGUGUUUGCAUGUGGUGGUGUUAACCGGUCGCCUGUUGCUGCCCGUGCUGUUGAACGUUUGUACAGUAGCUCACACUUGGAGAUACUGGAGUGCAGAGGUUCUUAAUCCUGGUCCAGGGUCGAGCUGAUGAUCUGAAUCAGGUGUGAUAAAUAAAGAAGACCUCCAAAAAUGCACAAAGCAGGGGAUCAACAGGACAAAAGUUAAGAACCACUGCUGAAGUGAUUUUGUUCACAGCUCUACAUUCAGAUAGUGUUGAGCAAUGGUUCAGAGGGUGGUUUUGUGUCUUGAAACUUAAGUGUCAUUUUUGAGUGUCUGAGAACAAUGUCCAUAAAUUUCGCAGUCACACAGCAGCUUUAAGGUGGAGUUCCGGUUGAAGCCCUGAAGCAGUUUUCAAAGAAAAUACAUUUCUUAAAUAAAGCUGCUAACUUUAGACUCGCUGCUGACCCCUGCUUAAUCGACUAGUUUUAGUUUUGAGUGAGACGAUCAAACUUAAGAUGCGCUUUUCCCUUCUGCAGCACCCAUUCUCUUAGGGCUCUGAUAAGAGCAGGAAGAACAGAAACUUCGUAGCAUUUCCUUCAGAUCAAAUUUGUGGCAGCAUGGGGUGAGGUAGUGCUUCUGGGUGCUGUAUUCUUCUUUCAGUUAGUUCAGUUUAUACCAUACACUCAAAAGCAUGUCUUUGCAAUACAGUCGUGCUGUUUAAUAGCAAUAUUAAAGUUCCUUUUCCUCCCAUUCAGCUGGUUUCAAUAGGACUGACUGAAGCCUACAGUGAUGGGGCCUUAUGUGAGCUACAUUUUCCAUCUGUCCUUUUAAUGGAGUCUUAAUAUAUGUAACUUAUUGAUUCAUAACUGACACUUGUACUAAAGGCAGAGCUUUGGUUCUUAUCUAACAAUAUUCGAAUGGGGCUGGGUCCCCCGCUGAGUUGUACUCAUUCCAAAUACGAUGCCUAUGGAAGAUUCACUAGGCGAUUCUAUGUCUCUUGUUCAUGAAAGAUGGUUUCACAUCCCCUCAGUGACUAAUGGAAAUGAAUAUGUUGUAGUUUCAGUCAAACCUGACUAUCUUUAUAUAUUUCUGCUUGAUUACACACUUGCUCUGUUCUUAACAGAGCUGAAGUGCUUCUGGACUCUUGUAGAAUGAUGAUGUGGUACUCCCAAGUGUAGGAUUUUCCGAAGAAACCAGUGGUAAUAAUAUCGCUCAAUACAAAAGGGGGUAAUUGCGUUAUCAAGCAUUUGUAGAUGGCACUAUAUGCUCUUCUCUAUUCAUAACGGUUGAGAAAGCAAGACUAUCGGUUUAUUUUUGUAUAGAUUUGGAUGCACAACUAGUCCUAUUGAGAUUUAUGAUACAAUUAAAGCUAAAAAAUGAAUUGUGUGGCUUUAAAACGACAGCCGAGAAACCUCUAUAGAAUUAGACUCUGGUUUAGGAACUGUUUUACCCACCAAAUUCCAGCCUGCCUUGUUGUAUAAGAAACUAUAACUGGUCCUAGAUCAUCAGAACAGUAACUACUUCUGGCAACUUUGGAUGUUUGCAGCAUUUCCUUAAUGGCUUUAACGUCCCUCAGGAUACAUGUGGGACAAAGACUUUUUUUUUUUCUCCUUGUAUCGUUGCAAGCACCUCUUUUGUUCACACUUUUAUAGUUUCCAUUAAGCCCAAAAUAAGAUAAUCAGACAGUAUAUAAAAUUCAGUUUCUGCUUUCGCACAAGGGCACGAAUGCAAAAGGGUGAAACUUUAGCCACCAUUUUUCAGAACAGGAAAUAUAACGAAAGAUCAAUUUUGUUUAAAAAGAUUAGUUUAGCAUAUGUUAGGUGAACUGCAAUGUGUGUAUAGUUGAAUAUGUCUAAGGGGUGUUUGCGGAAAAACGGUGUAUUCUGCCAUGUACAGUUACUUUUUCUUUUUUUUUUAAAGAUUACUUUAAAUUGUAUUUGUUUUUAUUUUUUGUG